AUGCCUUAUCCAUACAAGAAAAUCUUCUUACUCAUCAAGCGGAGGCCAUCACUCUCCUGUCCUCGGCUCACCGCUGCUCAAGAUCCCGAUUCCGUCAACAAAGCCACUUCCGUUUCCGCCGACAUCCCAGAAAAUGUCCGCCUUCAGCCGGAACCUUUCUACGGCAAUGUUGAUGCCUUUGGAGGGUUCCUACUACAGUGCCAACUCAUUUUCCAGCAGGCUCCAAGUAAGGCGCUACAAUGGGCCCAAGCUUUUCUAGCCUCGCAUCCUAUCGCUCAUCUCCCAUACGACAGUUUCAUUGGAGAAUUCCGGCUCGUCUUCGAUCAGCCCCGAAAGCAGGAAGAAGCAGUCCGGCGGUUACUAAGUCUCAAACAAGGUAACCGCCCGCCAGAGGCGGACUCUUUUGAAGACCUUGUCACCGCAGCCCUAAGAUCGGUCACUCAAAACUAUCCCCCGAGGAACGUGAUAAACGACGGGACGAGGGCUUAUGUUUCUAUUGUGGCCAAGCCGGUCAUAUGCCGAAAUGUUAAGCCUGAUGCUUUGUCCCGCAAAUACUCCUCCUCUGAUUCCUCCUCUGACUCAUCCAUUCUCCCCAUGUCCUGUUUCGUUGGAAGUCUCACCUGGGAGAUCGAGAGCAAAGUCCAGCAGGCUCAAGGCCCCCCUCAGGUCAUCUCCUGCCUCUAUCCAUGCCUAGCCGUCCCUGGUCUCAUAUUGCGGUGGAUUUUGUUACUGGGCUUCCUCCGUCUCAAGGCCAUACGACACCAUGGGAUACCCAGUGACAUCGUGUCCGACCGCGGACCUCAAUUUACAUCUCAAGUAUGGAAGGCCUUCUGCUCCGCCCUUGGAGCCACAGUCAGCCUUACCUCCGGGUACCACCCACAGGCCAAUGGACAAGCUGAACGGGCUAACCAGGAGCUGGAGGCGGCUCUCAGGUGUCUGGCGGCUCAGAAUCAGGAGGACUGGUCCAAAUACCUGGUGUGGGUAGAGUAUGCCCACAAUUCCCAUUCGUCCACUGCCACCGGGAUAUCACCUUUUGAGGCCUCCUUGGGUUACUCACCCCCUUUGUUUCCUUCCCAGGAAUUGGAUCUGGCAGUGCCCUCGGUCCAGCUCCACCUUCAGCGGUGUCGUGACAUCUGGCUGCAGACCAGGGUGGCUCUCCUCCGCACCAAGGAGAGCAACUGCCAGAUAGCCAACCGUCAUAGGGUGGUGAGUCCCAACUACCAACCUGGCCAGAAGGUUUGGUUAUCGUCUCGUAACAUUCCUCUACAGGCCUCGUCCCGGAAACUGGCUCCCAAGUUCAUUGGACCCUACACCAUUGACCGGGUCAUAAAUCCUGUUUGUGUCAAGCUGCGUCUCCCUGCUGCCCUCAAGGUGAAUCCCACGUUCCACGUCUCACAGGUCAAGCCAGUCACUGAGAGUCCGCUUUGCCCGCCGUCCGCUUCCCCGCCACCCGCCCGUACCAUCGACGGCGCCCCGGCCUUUACGGUUGAUAGGAUCUUGGAUGUCCGGCGCCGUGGGCGGGGGGUGCAGUUCUUGGUGGACUGGGAAGGGUAUGGUCCAGAGGAACGUUCAUGGAUUUCCCGCUCCCUCAUUCUGGACCAUACCCUCAUCGACGACUUUUAUCGGGCCCGUCCUGACCGUCGUCUUGGACCGCCUGGUGGCGGUCGUUGAGGGGGGGGUACUGACAUGGUGCCUCUGCCAGCUGCUCUCCCCCUCCCCUGCCUGCUCUGCUCCGGACGCGACCAGCUGUCUCCACUUACCCUCAUCACCACCAUGGCCUCUUAAGGAGUUCCUGGACCUCCACUCGACGCCAGUUCGUUUUCCUCCCACGGAAUAAUCUACUCUGGAUCUCACCUGGUCGCUGUCCCCUGGUUCCACGCUGUCCCUCGUCUGGAAUCCUGCUGCUGCUCUCCUCCAGUCAGCUGCUGCGCCCCUGUUGGAAAGAAGCCUAAGACUCACCUUUCUAUAUAAAGACUUCUUAACUCACCUUAUUGUCCUAGUCUCCUUCUGGGUUACAGCAUCUGGGUCACUCUGAACUUUUGACAAACCAUGACAGAGCGUCUGUUCUGAGAGUGG
This is a messenger RNA of Oryzias latipes (Japanese medaka), 2076 nucleotides long. Lineage: Eukaryota; Metazoa; Chordata; Actinopteri; Beloniformes; Adrianichthyidae. The record is from RefSeq and is a predicted model, not a curated record.